AUGCCAUUUGCCAUCGUUCAAACUCUCAGCGCAGGAGGGAGAAAGGAACUCUCGGCUGUUCCCGAAAAAUGGCUGGAUAAAUCCAUUCAAGGAGAUAUUUUGUUGUGGCCAAACGUCAAGUCCAGUACCGAACAGGCGACAUUGCUACGUGAUGAAAAUUCUACACCAGGAAAAUCCUGGUUAAAAUUUAAAUGCCGAAUUAAACGCAAAAACAUGCCAUCAUAUGCUCAAGCUGCUCUGGUAAUCGAUGAGAUGUCAGGUUGCUCUUCUUCGGAUGUCAGCAUGGUCCCUCGGAAAAGAAAAAAAAAUAACAAAACAGCGCCGGCAAACUUUCAAAGUAUGCUGAAUUUGCCCUCAGUUGAGCCAUCUCCACAAAUCACAAUCACACCAUUCCACGAUGUUCCACCCAACUCUACAAAUGCACCACUAUCUAAUAAUCAAAAUGCGCCUAUAAUGAAAACAGCUGGGUCUCCUCCACGAACGCCUCUUCAGCCAAUACUAGUACCAGUGACACCUAAUUUCAAUCAGCCCUACUUUGAAUUUGAUCAGAACAACAGAGAUUUUCCUGAACCUGGCAAUCCGCAAUCGGCAUCUGAAAACUCUAUUGAACAAUGUGUGGACUAUUUGAAACAGCUCAUUGACAUGCAACGAAAAUCCGACGCCAUAAUUGAUGUUCGAAUUUCAUCUCUGGAAAAAAGAUUGGCCCACCAGUCAACGCAAAUGGAGUUUAUUAUGGAUGCCAUAAGAUGUCGUAAUGGUCAAGAUGGAUCAGCAGAAGCAGGCCUAUCGUUUAACUUGGAACCUAUUAAUGAUUACCGAAAAUUUGAAGAUUUUGAGAAAAGCCUUGAAAAUGAGUCAUAUAGAUCAAAUCUGAUGAAAUGGCUUCGCGUGAACGUAAGUGGCGAUUGUGCUGAUGACCGUAUGAUUUGUUUACUGGAUUUGAUAAUGACCAAAGAGUUCCAGGUGCAGUGCACUUGGACUGGCUCAAGUCGUAAGGGUCCUAAAAUUGCAGUAAUGAUUCAUCGAAGAUUUCUGAAGGUUUUUGUGGACAUUGGAACUGAUGAAACGGAAAUUGUCACACAGCACAAAUUGGCCAAUUUUUUUAAGAAAAAGUUGAAAAAUGCUACUAAAAGAUUACAAUCUGCUGGAAUACGUCGGAGUUCACGCCAUGUUGUCAAAAAAAGGAACACUAAACGAGGAAAAGCAGACUACAGGAGCGAUGAACAAACCGUGGAUAACAUGAAAGGACAAGCUGCCAACCAAAACUCAGAUGAUACUCUUCAAGCGAACUGUAUCCAAGAUACGAAUGAAAUUCAAGUUCACCAACACAUGACCACAGAAAACUCCGAACCCCAUGAACCAUCAACAUUUAUCGAUGAAGCACCUUCCACUGAAAAGGAUAUGGACUCAGUAUCAUCAAGCGACAUGUCCUCCACCAAGGACGUUUCUUCGUAUGAAAGCAUCGUUUUAGAAGAAUAUGACUUAUCAGACGACAACAUAUCCGACGUAUCUGAUUGA
Messenger RNA from Ochlerotatus camptorhynchus, 1518 nucleotides. RefSeq lists its product as uncharacterized. NCBI's taxonomy places the organism in Eukaryota, Metazoa, Arthropoda, Insecta, Diptera, Culicidae. The record is from RefSeq and is a predicted model, not a curated record. The transcript is spliced from 3 exons. Bases 1 to 1518 code for a protein of 505 amino acids.